UUGGUUUAAUCCUUAUCCGCUCCAAACGGCAAUGCCUACGCUUUUCACUACUGCCUGCUUCCCCGACCCUGUCUUCAGAUAAGAAACAAAGACACGCAGAGCUGAAACAUGUAUGUCCUUCCGUGCGCGCACGCACAGAUUCAGCCCUACAUUUUCAUGUCUGAUAAACACCCACUUAGCACUACCCAAUCCAAAUAUUCCCGUAAUCUUCGAAUUAACACCAGGCUGGCUGGUGAAUUGGACCGCCGAGUGUUCGAUGAAAUACCUGUUUCAGACACGCGCACAUUUGCUUGGAACAAUCUUAUCCAAACCCACCUCGCUAAUGAAGAUUUCCACCUUGUCAUUUCAACUUACCGACAAAUGCUGCUCCGGGGUACUGCGCGUCCCGAUAGGCGCACCCUACCUCGCGUUUUGACUGCUUCUUGGCGUUCCGGCGAUAUAUUUAUCGGCAAACAAGUCCAUGGGCACGCUCUCAAGCUUGGCUUUUCUUCCGACCACUAUGUAGUUACUGCUUUGAUCGAAAUGUAUGGCCGUCUUGAUAGCGUUGAUAUCGCGAGGUGGGUUUUCGAGAAGUCCCCUCAUAGGAAUCCCGUUUCUUGGACUCUGCUAGCCAGGUUGUACAUCAAGCAAAACAAACCCGGUCUGGCUAUUGAUAUAUUUAAGCAAAUGGUUGACUCAGGGGAUGAGAUAGAUUCGGUGGCGUUGGCAACGGCAGUUGGUGCCUGUGGCAUGUUAAAAUCGCUGCAACAAGGCAGGAAGCUCCACCGGAUUGCUAGGAAAUGUGGAUUGGAGUUUGACGCGUUGGUCAGCAAUACCCUCUUGAAAAUGUACAUCGAUUGUGGCAGUAUUAAAGAUGCUCGGGCAAUUUUUGUUGGAAUACCAUCAAAAGAUGUCAUUUCAUGGACGGCACUUAUUAAUGGGUAUGUGAAGAAAGGAGGAUUCAAUGAGGGUCUUAAAUUAUUUCGGCAGAUGAAUAUGGAGGGAUUGGUAAAACCUGAUUCUCUCACAUUCUCUAGCGUUCUACCAGCCUGUGCAAGAAUGGCGGCGCACAAGCAUGGCAAAGAAAUUCAUGGCUACCUGCUUAGAAGCGGUAUCGACUUGAAUCUCAUGGUCCAGAAUGCUGUUAUGGACAUGUAUGUGAAAUCAGGAUUCAUCGAAUAUGCUUCAAGGAUUUUUACGAGGAUGAAGCAUAAAGAUGUGGUUUCAUGGACUGUGAUGAUAUUGGGCUAUAGUUUACAUGGACAAGGAGAGCAGGGAGUUCAUUUGUUCUGCACGAUGGAGAGGAAGUCGAGCAUACAUAUAGAUCAAGUCAUAUAUGCUGCUGUCCUCCAUGCUUGUAGCACGGCACGCAUGGUUGAACAAGGAAAGUUCUAUUUCAGCUGCAUCAAGGCACCUAAAGUCGCAGACUAUUCUUUAAUGGUUGGUCUUCUAGCUCGCGCUGGGCUGUUCGAUGAGGCAAGGAUCUUUAUUGAGGAACGAAAGGUUGAAAGGCAUGCGGAGGUUCUGAAAGCACUGCUAGAUGGCUGCAGAAACCACCAACAAUUAGUAUUAGGUAAGCGAGUCAUUGAGCAGCUCUGCGAUUUGGAGCCUCUUAAUGCCGACAACUAUGUGCUACUCUCUAACUGGUAUGCUAACAGCGAAAGAUGGGUGAUGGUUGAUAAAUUGAGGCAAACAGUAAGAGACAUGGGUUUGAAUCCUAAGAAAGCUUAUAGUUGGAUAGAGUUCCGAAACAAAGUUCACGUCUUUGGCACGGGGGAUGUAUCCCACCCAAGAUCAGAGAGAAUAUAUGGGGAAUUACAGUGUUUGCUAAAGAAAAUAGAAGACCAAGGAUAUCGGCCUAAUCCAGAUUUUAGUCUCCAUGAUGUGGAGGAAGAGCGAGAGUGCAUUCAAAUUGGGCAUAGUGAAAUGUUGGCCAUUUCUUUUGGGCUCGUCACCACACAACCGAGUGCAACAAUUCGCGUAACUAAAAACCUCCGUGUGUGUCGCAAUUGCCAUGAUUCUGCAAAGCUUAUAUCCAAGACAGUAGGACGAGAAAUCAUACUUAAGGAUUUAAAUUAUUUCCAUCAUUUUAAGGAUGGAUUUUGUUCAUGUGGCGAUUUUUGGUGAUUUUUUUUUUUGUU
Alnus glutinosa is the source of this 2120-nucleotide messenger RNA. RefSeq names its product pentatricopeptide repeat-containing protein DOT4, chloroplastic-like. The record is from RefSeq and is a predicted model, not a curated record. The coding region runs from base 109 to 2106 and encodes 665 amino acids. The transcript has a single exon. Gene Ontology annotation, biological process: RNA modification. Lineage: Eukaryota; Viridiplantae; Streptophyta; Magnoliopsida; Fagales; Betulaceae. Gene Ontology annotation, molecular function: protein binding; RNA binding; zinc ion binding.